Molecule: messenger RNA, 987 nt
Organism: Adineta ricciae
Lineage: Eukaryota; Metazoa; Rotifera; Eurotatoria; Adinetida; Adinetidae
Source: the annotation of a GenBank genome assembly
AUGUUUCAUGUUACUUCUUUCUUUCGCGGAACAGCUUUUCAGUGUUGCCGCCAGCUUCAGUUUGUCACUAUAUUUAUGGGACAGCAAUCGGCGCAUCAUUCAUCAAAAAUGCAACAGCAAGAAUGGACACUACCAUUAUGGCAAUAUCGAAAAGAAAAACAUGAAUGGUCUGAACGACAAUAUGACACCGGUAUUCCGAAAAAUGUCUGGAAUCAAUUUCGUGUAACGACGUACAAUAUUUGGUUUUCGGAACAAUAUCAACCAAUGCGUUUUCAAAGUCUUUGUGAUAUUUUACAUCGAUCUGAUGCUCAAAUUAUCGGUUUACAAGAAAUGACUCCGAAUAUUCUCAAACAUUUAGUAGCACAACCAUUCAUCCAAGAAAAAUACUACAUAUCCGAUCCGGACGGUCGGACAUUCUAUGGUUGGUAUGGCGUUGUUCUAUUAAUUGAUGCUCGUCUUCACAUAUCUCACUUGGAUUUGAUCAAUUUUCCACAUUCUAUAAUGGGUCGUCGUAUGGUACUUGCCGAGAUUAAAUUGGAUGAAAACGAAACACUUCGUAUUGGUACGGUGCAUUUGGAAUCUUUGAAUAAUAAACCACAGCGACUAGCUCAGUUGAACCUUUGUCAAAAAGUCUUCAAUCGAGCUCCAAGUACGUGCAUUCUCAUGGGUGAUUUCAACUUUCAUGCUGAAGGAAGUGAAAACGUCGAACAAUUUAGUGCCUUACCGGAAUGGACUGAUGUUUGGGUGAAUGUUAUGGGUCCUGACAAUCCUGGUUACACUUUUGAUACACAUAUAAAUUCAAUGACCAAAAAAAGUAAUGGAGGAUCAGAUCGAUCACGAUAUGACCGAAUUAUCUUACGAAGUCAGACGGUCGUUCCUAAACAAAUUCAAAUCUUAGGAAAUAAACCUGUUGGGCAGCAACAAAAUUUAGAUGUAUUUCCAUCGGAUCAUUUCGGUUUAACGGCCAUAUUUGAAAGAAAACAAUAA